AUGGCCUGCAACAAGUGUCGCCAGGGAAACCGUUCCCCUGGUGACACGUGGCCGUGGCCGUGCCAGCCUGCGCGGGACCUUGCUGAAGAGAUCCUGCUCAGUGCAACCAGGCACAUCAAACGCCUUGGAGAGUUGGGGCCUGGGCUUCUGACUGAGCCGGCGCGGAGCCCCCCGGCUGUUGCUGCUCCGGUCCGUGCCAGUCCUGCGGGGCCGGCUGGAUUGGAGGAGCGACGUGCCGAGGAGGCGAGCGGCCCAACUCCUGAUUCUGUGGCGCCUGUGGCCGCCACCGUCGGAGAGGCUGGAGCCCGAGGUCGCGAAGGAGCACCGGCUUUGGAAGAGGACGAGUAUACGUACGAGUCCUUUUCUGAGGAGGUAAAGGUUGAGGAGGCUGCCAGGAAACGUGAGCUGGAGGUGGAACAGGUGAGGACAAGACACCGCAGCGGCCGCAAGCACCAGCAAGUGACUCGGAAGCCGGAGGGGGCUCUGAGCGAAAGUGCCCCGUAUGAAGAAGAGGCCGACGGUGCAGAAAGAGAAGGAGAGGAAGCUGUGGAGGAGGAAGCUGGAAAGCCUGGGAUUGCCUUUCUCUUGGGAGAGUCCAGGAUGCUGGGCUUCGCUCGAGCUAGGAUGGCUGGGCGAGCGGCUGUACUCGCUACCUGGGCACGAACGACAGAGACCCCCCGGAUCGACAUCGAGAACUUGGUCGACUGUUCAACGUUCGGGGAGGCCGUGACCGGAAGGAGGUUGUGCAAGGUGCACGCCGAGGAGGCCGUGGUCCACGUGGACGAUCUGAUAGUGUACCCUCCUCUCGCGUACGAGGGGGCCCUGUGUACAACUCACGGCGUGAGGGCUCUCAAGGAGUUCAAUGCGGCCUUCAAGGUUGACGCUGCAGUGCUAGAUUAUUCGGGUGAAGAAGUCUUGCCGAUGAGGCCGUUGACGGUGGAUCAGAUGGAGCCAGCAUUGACUAUUAUCAACUUGAUUCCGAGCAACCGCAUUCAGAAAGUCAUUGGAGGCCAUAUCAACUGCCUCCCUUCAAUCACGAAGUGGCAGUCUAUCAUCUUGGGUGAUGGCGAGAAUUUGCUUGCCUACCAGUGCGACAUGGCUUGUGCCUUCUACCUUUUUGCUCUGCCUGAUGUGUGGCUUCCUUGGUUCUGUUUAAACUUUGACCUGUCGGGUCGCGACCUGGGGCUUCCAACUGAUGACCGGUACACCAUCGCCUGCUGUACUUUGCCUAUGGGUUGGAAAUCUGCUGUGGGUAUAUGCAAUGCCUCAGCCGAAGAGUGUUGUUGGAAUCUAGACUACCUGAGAUGCGCGGAGUGUUGGCGUCGUGGUGGCGAGCACGGCUGGUGGCAGGUCUAUCUUGAUAACUUCAUUUCAUGCGAAGUUGUGGGUUCCAAAAAUUCCCCUCAUGAUGGAAAAGUGUUCUUUGAUCAAGCACACACUGGAUGGGAAAGUUUCGGCAUUCUUUGUGCCAUGGACAAGGAUGUGGAAGCCGCGGAAGUAGCUCAUGAGCUGGGAGCUGAGAUUGAUGGAGAGCUUGGCAAAGUUAGUGGUGGAACCGCCCGACUUUGGAAAACGGCAGUGUGCUCACUGGCUGUCGCACUUCUGUCAAAAAGCCUAACUCCCAAGAGGGUUCAGGUUUUAGGGGGCCGACGGGCAUUCAUCGCCCAAUUCCGAAGGCCUCUGUUUGCCGUCUUUUCUGACCUAUGGCGGGCUGCCAUACCUGGCUGCUCCCUGGCUGCCCGGCGGCGUGCCGGGGUGGAGCUGGUUAUGGCCGUAAUGUUGAGCCCAUUGGCGUCCUGCAACCUCCGGAAAAGAUUGCACUCAGAAGUCGUGGCCACUGACGCUUCUGAACGAGGUGGAGCAGUUUGCGUGUCUAAAGGGCUCAGCUGGUCUGGUAAAUCCUACUGCUCGUUACUUCGAAAACGAGGAGGCCCGGUGGAAUCAAACCUGUUGGUCAUAUCUCUGUUUAAUGGCAUUGGUGGCGCUUUCAGAGCUUAUGACUUGUUGGGUGUUUGGGUGUCCAUGCCCUGGGGCUUGUGGCAGUGGAAUGCCAAGCCUGCCAAUCGGGUGACGCUCCGAGCAUGGCCAGGAGCUCUUGUGGUGGAAGACGUCAAUGACGUGGGCGAGGCUAUGAUUUUAAACUGGUUGAUGCUCCACCCCAUGGUGAAUGAGGAGCCAACCGUGACUGAAGGGUGCCUCCUGUCUCAGCGAAAGGGGUUUGUAGAAGCAACGAUGAGUGCUCAGGGUGUGUCGGAAUCUCAGUGGAUUCAGCCUGGCUGGAGCAGGGUUGACCCCUCAUGUCCGCUGCCAACCUUCAUGAAAUCCAUAAAGAGAGACCGACCGCCUCCGGUGCCAGCUGGACUUCACCGCACGCCGUUGGAUGCCCAAAACAGGUGGGCGGAUGAUGAGUUUCGAUUUCCUCCAUACCAGUACAAAGAGCAGUUCCUGGUCUCGGAUGGCUCACAACUUCGCUAUGUUAGCUCAGGAGAACGUGAAAUCCUCAUGGGCUUUGGGCCCCAGCACACCCGCUUUUGUCUUCCAGCAUCCGAAAUAAAGAAAAGCACUGCGCGCUAUGAAGAUGAGCGCCUGAGCUUAGUUGGAGACAGCUUCAGUAUGCUGUCAUUUGGCUGGGUUGCUGGCCAGCUGUGCAGGGCAAUCAGACCACUGCCAGCGGUACAAGAAAUCGUCGACCUCAUGGGCCGAGCACCAGGAGCCUGCGCUCGUGCGGGCGCUUCCGCCCCGAUGGGGCGAUGGAAGCAGUAUGGAUUUAAUGAUGUCGAGGACUCCGAGGAAGCGUCGCAGCUCCUUGUUAAUAAGCUCGCGUUGGGAGCCAACCACACGGGAUCUGAUGUCCGAAUCACUACGGGCGAACUCAUGACCCCCUCAAAGUCAGUUCGGCAAAGUGUAGAAGCAAUCUGGUGGCGCUGGAAACAGGUCUUCGCCAAAAAGUGGGAAUUUCCGCAUCAGAUCAAUGCUCUUGAGAUGCGUGCGCUCCUUCUUGGACUCCAGUGGAGAUCGCAGAGGCCGGGUCAUUUAGGUAAAAGGGUUGUUCACCUCGUGGAUAGCUUUGCUAUUCUGGGAAUUGUCUGCAAAGGGCGAACUAGUUCGCUCAUGCUCCGUGCCCUUUCCCGCCAAAUCGCUGCUCAUGUGCUGGCCAUGGGGCUUACAGUCAUCUUAGUCAUGUGGACAGCUCUGAGAACCCGGCUGAUGAAGGUAGUCGAGAGUGAUGAAAAGGCUUAA
Messenger RNA from Symbiodinium pilosum, 3240 nucleotides. NCBI's taxonomy places the organism in Eukaryota, Dinophyceae, Suessiales, Symbiodiniaceae. The record is from the annotation of a GenBank genome assembly.